AUAGACCAGUGGAGAGGACGAUAUCAUGACAGCCUAAACGCCAAAAUGAUGGCUCUUUCCGUCUUGAGAUGUCAUCCAUUAAGGUCGCCCAUGUCCAGGCAGCCAUCAUGCGUCGCCAGGAUCGUACAUAUCGGUCAAGCCUGGGGCCCCGCCACCAUAUUGGUCAAACCUUGGAAAUUGAAAGUCGUGAGGGCCGCUGCCAACGAGAAACGGGGCCAUGCCCUUGCUACGAUCUGUGCCUGCCACCGGAUACCACCGAAUCCUUAUUCGAAGGAUUGCCCAAACGAUCUCCAAGCCACACCAAGGGAGAUUGAGCAAACGCUCGAGGGCAUAGAUAUUGGGUGUUGGGAGACGGAUAUCUCAGAACCUUUGGCGGACAUUCAUCGUUGACUGCUCGAUAUGAAAUGAAGUGACAAGAGGUUGCAUACUGUAACUGGUCAGAACUUUACGCAUUUGUGAGAUCGGUUAGCUAAUCACAACGCUAAGCCUGACCAGCUGUAUCGCCACACAACGAUCAGUUCUGCGACUGUCAGGAGCAAAUCUGUCGAAUGAUUGCGCAACACGUUGUUACCCCGUUACCCCGUCACCUAAAGCUUCAUUGCCCAACACUCGCAUGAGAAGCCCGAAUAUGGGCCAUGAGCCAGAUCCUUCCAAACGGGUGAUGGCAUCUCGCUCGGUCAUGCAGACGAAAGUCUUCCACCCUAGGUUUCAAUCGAAGGCUCAGUUCUGCGAAGCUUCAUCAGUUUGACCUCAAUUGCAGUCAUGAGCACAACUACUCUCCUAGAGUAUCUAACACAACCAAAUCCAACCCUGGAUUGUUCGAAAUCCUCGAAGGGGGCUAAUUCUUUCAAUGCAAGAUGGGAUCGCCUCACGGGGCUGGAGGAAUGGACUGAAUUCAACUAUGAGACACUUAUGCGGUUGUAUGGGGAUAUCUUACAACAAAGUAUCCCGCCUCUACCUGAGACGAGCCCUCCACUGACUGAACUGGAGAAGAAGAUUUUCACUGAGAGGACCUUCGAAACCGUUCUUGAAAGGGAUCUCAUGCCCAAGGUCUCUGCUGCAUUGCGCGUUGCUUGGCCAAUCUUCUACUCAAGUCAUGAUCCUCAGGACGUCGCUGAGAUUGCGAAAGGAGACAAAGCAAGAAGAGGAACAACGGAAGAGGACGACCGAUAUUACGCGGACUGGGCUGGAAUUCGACAGUGUGAGAUAACAGCUUUUGGCUAUAAAAACUUUUGCCCCGGAGAAACCAAGCUCGCCUCAAAAUGGAGCACUUCAAAAGAAGGUCGUCGUCGACCAGAUUAUACUUCGCCCUUUCAGCAGACUCAAACAUACUGUGGCCGCCAGUGGGGUGUUCGUCAAGGGUACAUUAUCACGCCAGAGGAACUCGUCCCCAUCAAGGUCUCGAGAGAAGUGAUAGGACCAGGUCUGGCCGCCUUCAGAGCUUCCAGAAACGUGUCGCAGAACACGCGAGAUCGAACAUCACACUCACGCACUUUCUCCGCCGAGACGGUCAGUUCUGGUCUUCAAGCGAUGUCUCUCGACACCGGAUCUAGUUUCAGUGACGAUGCGAAUCCAAAUAUUGAGUACGGCCCGCUCCAAUUCAAAAGUAUCCCAUGGGACGCCGCAGGGAAAGGGUUAUUGACAGUAAAGUUGGCAUUGUGGUGGCUGCAUAUGGAGACCAGAAAGGAUCUUUCCGUUCAAGAGACCUACUCACCGUUGCGAGACCGAGGUGAUCGUAUCCAAGUAUGCCCUUUAUCCGAGGAGCUGGAGGGCUAGCGCUAAUUGCUUCUACCUAGAGCACAAAACGGGCGAAGGAGAAAAGCAAGGGUUCUGGAAAGAAAGGUUUCUGACGUUAGGAAUGACCUCUUGGGUGGAUCCUCAAACCAGUCCAACACACCAUAGACAGUCUCCGAGUAGAAGAGAUUGAAUUCGAAUUCCGACCAUUCCGGACAUGGAGACGUCAAAGUGCAUGAGAGGUCGACAAUCUGUGAUCCCCUGUAAUUUUGAGGGAGAACAUCAUGAGGUAAAAGUCGUAGCUCCUUAGGGAUUGCGAAAUUCUUCAAAAUUUGGUUGGUGUGGGAAGCGUCUGUCAACAUUGGUAGGUAGUCUUUGACGAUGACCCAACGGCUUA
Molecule: messenger RNA, 2131 nt
Organism: Exophiala mesophila
Lineage: Eukaryota; Fungi; Ascomycota; Eurotiomycetes; Chaetothyriales; Herpotrichiellaceae
Exons: 1
Coding region: 763-1776 (337 amino acids)
Source: RefSeq, a predicted model, not a curated record